Messenger RNA from Nomascus leucogenys (northern white-cheeked gibbon), 6679 nucleotides. RefSeq names its product CREB/ATF bZIP transcription factor (gene CREBZF). Gene Ontology annotation, cellular component: nucleus. Gene Ontology annotation, biological process: regulation of transcription by RNA polymerase II. The record is from RefSeq and is a predicted model, not a curated record. Gene Ontology annotation, molecular function: DNA-binding transcription factor activity; transcription cis-regulatory region binding. NCBI's taxonomy places the organism in Eukaryota, Metazoa, Chordata, Mammalia, Primates, Hylobatidae.
AGUGACUUCCGGCUAGGCCGUUGUCUGGGUGGCGCGGUCGAGUCAUCGCAGGGUCCCACCGCUUCGUUCUCCCGUCCCUCCCCGCGCCUUGGCGCGGGGGGUCGACUAGCCAAGUGAGGCGGGAGGCGACUCGGACCUUUCCCUGCAUUUCGUUUCGGCCAGUGCCGGGGGCUACCCGCCCUGGGAUCCUUGGGGCCGUGAGGCCCACUCUUAGCGGCCCGGGCCUACCGCGGCCCGCCGCCGGCCCUCAUGAGGCAUAGCCUGACCAAGCUGCUGGCAGCCUCGGGCAGCAACUCCCCAACCCGCAGUGAGAGCCCGGAGCCGGCUGCAACCUGCUCGCUGCCCUCGGACCUGACCGGGGCGGCAGCGGGGGAGGAGGAGACGGCGGCGGCCGGAUCUCCCGGCCGCAAGCAGCAGCUUGGCGACGAAGGAGAGUUGGAAGCCGGGAAGGGGAGCCGCGGCGGCGUGGCCGUGCGCGCGCCCUCGCCCGAGGAGAUGGAGGAGGAGGCGAUCGCCAGCCUCCCCGGGGAAGAGACGGAGGAUAUGGACUUUCUGUCUGGGCUGGAACUGGCGGAUCUCCUGGACCCCCGACAACCGGACUGGCACCUGGACCCCGGGCUUAGCUCGCCGGGGCCUCUCUCCUCGUCUGGCGGAGGCUCGGAUAGCGGCGGCCUGUGGAGAGGGGACGAUGACGAUGAGGCCGCGGCUGCUGAGAUGCAGCGCUUCUCUGACCUGCUGCAAAGGCUGUUAAACGGUAUCGGAGGCUGCAGCAGCAGCAGUGACAGUGGCAGCGCCGAAAAGAGGCGGAGAAAGUCCCCAGGAGGAGGCGGCGGUGGCGGCAGCGGUAACGACAACAACCAGGCGGCGACAAAGAGUCCCCGGAAGGCGGCGGCGGCCGCUGCCCGCCUUAAUCGGCUGAAGAAGAAGGAGUACGUGAUGGGUUUGGAGAGUCGAGUCCGGGGUCUGGCAGCCGAGAACCAGGAGCUGCGGGCCGAGAAUCGGGAGCUGGGCAAACGCGUACAGGCACUGCAGGAGGAGAGUCGCUACCUACGGGCAGUCUUAGCCAACGAGACUGGACUGGCUCGCUUGCUGAGCCGGCUGAGCGGCGUGGGACUGCGGCUGACCACCUCGCUUUUCAGAGACUCGCCCGCCGGUGACCACGACUACGCUCUGCCGGUGGGAAAGCAGAAGCAGGACCUGCUGGAAGAGGACGACUCGGCGGGAGGAGUCUGUCUCCAUGUGGACAAGGAUAAGGUGUCGGUGGAGUUCUGCUCGGCGUGCGCCCGGAAGGCGUCGUCUUCUCUUAAAAUUUUCUUUUUUAGGUGAUUUCCUUCCUGCCAGGCUCCGUUGUAGGGGUUACAGAACAGUCGUUCCCGCCUCACAACCUGACUUGCGUGUACCUAGCUCUUCUGUCCCCAGUGUGGACAUGGCCUUGGAUGACAUCGGUUCCAACUGUACACUGAAACCUGCUUAUAGAGAGACAGUUUGGAGACAGUGAAACAGGUGAAGUUGAAUGGAAGUUCCGAGUUGUACAAGGUGCAAAUUGGAAUUCCGAUUUUAGGGCAACUUUUCAGAGGUUGACAAUAAGUAUUUGGGGCAUGCACAAAUGUGAUAGUUAUUUUGCUGGAGGUGACAGGUAUCUCUUAAAUAUCAACAAUGCCUUUUAGUUUUCAGUAAGAGAUAUAGAAACAGUCUAUAUGGAGUAACAGAUUUUAAUGUCUCACCAUUAGAGAAGUUGGAAAUUAACAUGCAUAUCAGACUCCUGUGUUUUAGUUAAUUGGAGAGUAAGAAUGGCUAAUGUUUCUUUGAGGACCAGCAGUGAUUACCCUAUCACUGAGUAUGAAUAAAUUGUUGAACAUCUUUAUUUUUGUUGUAUUAAAAUUUUAGGUUAAAUUUAUAUAUGUAUGAUUAGAUAUUGAAGGUUGUGAAAUGUGAAUGAAAACGUGUAAAGUGAGGCUUCACAAAGAAUCUUAUUCUCUGUGUUUCAAAAGUAUUUGUCCUAUUUUAAAAUAAUUUUUUAAAUUGAGUGGUUCUGGCCACUUAAAUGACACGAUUGGCACUAUUUUUCCCAAAGAUGGGAUUUAUUCUUCCCUUGAAUCUAUUAACCAGUUGUAUAAAUUGAGUUAUGGUGUCCUUCAGUGUAAGAGGCAUUAAGAAAUUCUUUGUGAAACAUCACUGCUUGAUAAAGUAUAUACGUAUUUAGCAUCCUUGUUUUUCUUUGUGCUAAAGUGGAUACAGCUGUUGGGGCAGAAGAGACGGGACCAGCUGCUGGCCACAUUUCCUGCUUUAUUUUAAAAGGUAGUAUAAGAAAUGAGGAAAAAGAGGUAAUAUCAGGGCUUCUGCUGUUUUUUAUUUUUAAAAUGUUCAUAAUUAAAAAGUACUUUCCAGCAGUCCAAAGAUGUAAGUUAUCUUACACAUAAAAUGUUUUAUUUUGUUGUUAUUUGGUUAUGAAAAUGGAAUCCUUGUUCUUGCACAACUGUAAAUGUUUUGUUGCUAGAUAAUACGAUUUGAGACCUGAAUUGGUCUUUGGUUUCCAGUGCAUCACAGCAUAUUUUGUAAAAUCAUCUACUACUGCACUUGAGCAUGAAUGGGUAGUAGCCAAACUCACAAAUUGGAGUGAUGAACCUGCUUAUACCUAAGGGCAGGAGCAAGCCCCUCACAAUGCAGCUGCAUGGGUUUUUAGUGCCUACUGAAUUUUAUAUAUAUAUAUAUAUAUAUAAAAAAACCAAAAGUAGUUGGAAAGAUUAUUUGAAAUGACUAAUUUGUGCUAUCUUUAUGAAAUAUGUUAAAUGUAGCCUUUUUGAAACAGAAGCCUUGAAUUGAAAUUUAACUAAUACUUGAACAUUUUGUAUAUAUUUCUUUGUAUAUAAUUUUGUGCAGUACCAAUGACAAAAAUAUGGUGUCAUAAUAAAACCAGGUUUGUUGAUCUUUUAGUUAUGGGCUCAAAGAAUUUAUUCAUCUCUAACAUGACAUUGGAAAAUAAUGGAUGAAAAUAGGAAAAAUGAUUGUUGUUAAUGCUGACUGUGGGUCUUAAAAGGUUCUGGAAAGCAGUAAGUUCAUUUUUCUAAAAACUAUAACAUUCUGUUGGAGUAUUUUCUUCCUUACGUCAAUACUUUUCCUGCAUUAUUUGAAAUUGUGGGCUGGGGAGAAACAGUAGUCAAAGCUUUCUGAAUUGAGAUGCUUUGAAAUUCCAAGUGUAGAUUUUUAGAAUGUCAUUUUAUAAAUGGCAGUUUUUGGAAUUACUUGAUAAAGAACUUUUGAAAAUGGAAAGAUUAGUAUGGCCUAUUUUUAAAGCUGCUUUGUUAGGUUUCUUAUGUUUUAUUAACUGUCUUUUCUCAGUUUCCAUUUCAUUUUUUUUUUUUCUAGUUUUGGUGACUUAGUGAUUUUGUCAUUUUUUACAUCAACUUCAUGGUCUUGUUUUUACAUGGUGAUUGCAUGUAUUUAGGAUCUAUCUAAUAGGGGCUUUAAAUAAAUUUGGUCAUAUUUAUGUGUAAGCACAUUUUACUGUAAAUGUUUGGGUUUCUGAAUUUAAACAGAUCUGUUUAUUUCAGUAUGUAGUAAACAAUAUCUUAAAGUGUCCGAUUCACUACUUGUUAAUUAAAAAAGUUAUGAUUAAUGUGAAACUGUUGUCUUACUAUUUUUAGAAAAUUGUGUUCUGGAUGAUUAGCACAUGGAUAAAGGAGACUUCUGGAAUAUAAAAUGGAUUGUUUUUGAAAUUUCUAGGUUUGGCUCUAUUUACUGUAAUGGUUGAAAACAAUUUAGUAUUUGGGUGACCCUUUUGUUUUUCUUCUAAAUGUGCCUCUAUGGUAAAAUACAGAACUAGACUAAAGAUGUAGCUUUUUAAUAUUUGUCUUCGAUGGUGGCAGGAGUUCAUACAUUAAUUGAACUAACACAUCAUAUUUUGACCUACUAUUUCUAUCAUAUUGACUUACUGUUUCUGCACUUCUUUGACCAGACUUAUCUUAAAAAGUCCACUUUUGUUAAAAUGUAGUCACACCUCUGAUAUAAUCCAACAAAAAGUGUUCAAAAUAUUUUAAAUAUUUGUGCAUUUUAUAAUCACUAAAUUAAUUUCUCUCUCUUCUCUUUAAACAGCUUAGCAGUGUCUGCAAAAACGAAUCUUUUCCUACAACCUGUUAACUGACUGGACUGAUGGUAACAAAGUAAUUGUGAGAGCCAUGUCGGUCAAAAAUUUGGCAUCUGCUGAAAAAAAUGAAUGCCAUUUUCAAGUUCCCAAAUUACUUCUAUACUGAUUUCACUUUCCAGAAAUGGAGAUAUGAAAAGAUUCUCUGGAAUCCUUGAAAGACUUAAUAGAGAUACAUGAGACUAAGUUAAUAUUGGAACAAAAUUAUACUUUGUCUUUCAUGGGAGUGAUACUCAGUUAUUGCAUAUCUUUACAAAAUUGUAACCUUUGGAGAAUUACAGUAUUUCAUCAAGAAAUUAGAGUUUUUACAUAAUCAAGAGCAUAUUCUAUGGAAUUAACAUUUAGUGGACUAGAAUUACGUAAGCAGGCCAUCAGUGAUCACAAGGCAUAUGAGUUUGUAUUUAUUUCCUGGAACAUGAGAGCUAAUUUGGAGUACAGACAGACACCCUGCUGAGUAGAAUAUAAAAAUUAAUGUAAAGUUCUGAACUAUAAAGAGUAGUCCUUUUAAAUAGAUGCAUUGAUUUGUAUAUCUUUGAAAAAGUUGAUUAUGAUUAAAUGUGUGGGUAGUUAAUUACAAUUUAGGGUAACAACCAGGAUGUAUGGAUUCUGAGGUUUUGGCUUCUUGAGCUUUCUCUUGAGUACUUGAUACUGUUUUUUUAAUAUUUUGAGGUUUCUAAUUAAUGGUAUGCUAGUUUCUACUGUUCUAUAUAAAAAUUUAUCUAGUGUUGUAUAAGGGCUUUAGUAUUCUGGAUGAUGGGAGUGGCUUUUUGUGGCAUAUGGUUGUUUUACUUAAUUGAAAUAUUUUUUCAGUUUAUUACAAGUGUGAAAAAACACUCAAAACUCUGGAUUGUUUUAUUUCAUUUUUGUUGGAUUAUGUUAAUACAUUCCUUCACCUGGUUUAGAUUGAGUCAUUUUAUCUCACUCAUUUGGAAAUGUGCAGCUGAUAGAAGAGGGAUUGGGGUAGGAGAUUGGCUCUUACUUCAUAAUAAAUAUACAGUUGGUUAUUGUAUUAUUCAAAACUUGUUAAAUCCAGUCAGUUUCUUACCAUUUUAAAUGUAUUCAGUGCCUGCGAAGCCAGGCAGCAAAGAGUAUUCCCACUGGCUUAAAACUUAAGUGCUGAUGCUCCUACAGUACAGCUAGUUACAAUUCCAGAACCCAAAGGCACCAGCAUUAUUUGGUGACCUUAACUACUACUUUGAUAGAACAGACUGGGUAAUUCACUGAUAAAGAGUCAUUAUCUUUUAAAUAUGUGAUUACCUAGUUCAGCAUUUUGAAUGUGUAGUUUAAGGUCUCUCUGAUUUAGUAAAAUUUUAAAGCUAAAUAAUCUGAUGACUCUUGAAAGUUUAAUUGGUACUAUGACAUUUAUGUUUUUUUCCCCCAGACUCACAGCCAAUACAAAGUUUUGAGACUCUCCUAAAUGUUAAUAUUUUUGCUGUUUUUCUGAGCUGUUUUUUUAUUUACUUACCACCUAAGCUGGGGAUCAAAAAGGGAAUUCUUCCAUUAGAAAUUUGUAGUGUUAUGUGUGGCCAGCACAGUAUUUUUCAGAUUUGAAUUUCAGUACCUUUAUGUGUAGCCUCAGUACUCUCAACACCAGUCACUCUUUAUUGUCUUAAAAUACUCCAUACUUUUUGUUGACCCAAAAUUGUUGAAAAUAUUUUGCUCAGUUUUCACAAUGAACUAAUUGAAAAGUGUAGUUACUGUGUUGUAAACAUUUGUGUAGUUCUGUUAAUAUACUGAUUUGAAUUUUAUUUAUCUCAACUUCCUUUAGCGUCUGCCUCCAAAUUUUGUCUUUGCUGUAUACCCACUGAGAUCAAUUCCCUAGACCCCUCUAGCUCUUAGUGUACUAUAAUUUGGGCUUUAUAAAAUAUAUUAAUGUCUUAAUUUAAAUAGAAUGUGAGCCCUCUUUUUUUUAAGCCAAAUAACUACACAAAAUAAAUUAUAAAAGAUUUAGUUUGUCUACUGUGACUAGACUGAAAUAUUAAAAAUUGAGGGUAGUUUACUUCAAGUGUUAGCUACAAAUGACUCAAUGUCCUUAAAUAAUGCAGGUAUCUGCCCUCUGAACAAAAAUUUUGGCAAAGUAAAUUUGUAGCGACAGACUUAACAUGAUUUAUUAUGUUGCCCAUUUAUGCUAAUGGAAAAGAUAAUUUAAAAAUUUGUGGCAGAGGACAGAUAUUAGAAAUACUUUUUGGUUACAGAAACCAUUGUAAACUCAUCCUCAUUUAUAAAUGGUAUUAUGCUAGGGAGUAAUUGGACUAGGAAUGUUUAAAUGUGCUCAAUCGUCAGAGAACUUAGUUAUAUCAUUGGGCUUUGAAUUAUCUAAGUUGAUUACAUAAUUCUAUAUUCUUAAGGAGUCUAACUCGGUACUUGGGUUAACGCCAGAAAUUACUUUCAAUUCAUUGUUUUUUCACUGGGAUGAGUAGAACUCUGCUUUUAGUAAAAGUGACAGAAUGUAGGUAAAAUGGAUGAUUUGGGGUCAGAGCUUUUCAUCUUGAUAUUUUAGCCUGUAAAAUAAACAGCUAUAUUGUUUUGCCCUUUAAA